This is a messenger RNA of Strongylus vulgaris, 432 nucleotides long. Lineage: Eukaryota; Metazoa; Nematoda; Chromadorea; Rhabditida; Strongylidae. The record is from the annotation of a GenBank genome assembly.
AUUCAGAUGAAGCUCUUUUCAGAACCAAUUAUGACAACGGCGUUCGUUAAAGCUUGGCACUUGCUUUCAUUUCGAAUGUUUUUCUAUCUUCUUGGACGCACCAUCGGGGAGUAUCCGCGCUCUUUCCUCCUACUUUCGUUGUUGAUUUCUCUAACCACGCUUGGAAUGAGAAGAAUGGUGCUUCGUGAUAGCAUACAAGAAGGUUACACACCCCUAAAUGCACAAUCAUUUUACGAGUCUCGUGUGAUGCGUGAAUUUUCCAACUCAACAGCUGACCCCAUGAAGUUAGCAUUUAUGAUGCUAGCAAAAGAUGGAAAAUCAAUGCAUAGAAAAGCGUACCUAGAUGAGGCUGAAAGAAUUGUCGAAACUAUCUACCAUCUGACAGUCAAACAUGGGAACGAACUGGUCUUUUUCUCCCAUGCUCAAAAUUAA